Molecule: messenger RNA, 375 nt
Organism: Pipistrellus nathusii (Nathusius's pipistrelle)
Lineage: Eukaryota; Metazoa; Chordata; Mammalia; Chiroptera; Vespertilionidae
Source: the annotation of a GenBank genome assembly
AUGAGAAAAAGGACUGGCGCCACGCACCGCACUUCCUGGCUCCGCUCAAGCCCCUGUGCCUUCCUCGGGAACCCCCUGCCCACCGUGACCCUCUACAAGGGUGACGUCAACAUCACAGCCAACUCCAAGUUCUGGUACAACUCCACCAGCGGGGUGUGCACCAUCAUCAUCCCCACCUGCACACUCAAGGACAGCAGCGAGUACAGCGUGCCGGUGGAGAACGAGCUGGGCAAGGACCGCAGCGGCUGCACACUCACUGUCUAUGACAAGGAUGACAAGACAAUUCUAGCAUCAGUCACUGAGAGCCUGCAGAAGAAAUCAAAGUAUUAUACCUUAUGUGAGCUCCAUCCCAGUCCUGGCAUCAGGAUGUUGUGA